AUGAGACGGGUUGAAGCCGCCUACCUGGAUUUCGGGAAGUGCUCUGCCGAGGAAAGCGCUGCAACGUCGGAUCUGGCGACGGAGGCUGGCCAUCUUCUCUGCGCCGACAAAUACCUGCGGCUGGUGACAAAAGAAGAGGCUGACGCGCUGCUCCUCGACUGGAAGGAGCAGGACAAGGAACGGCUGAAGAACGGGAACGACAUUUUGCAGACGCUCACAUCCGCUGAACAUGAUGUGCCCGCGCUGCCCAAAUGGUUCCAGAUGGCAAUGCGGGAUGCCGAACGUAACGCCCGGGAGCAGUACCAGAAGGCCACCGUCAAAGACCUCGCCAAGUUGGUCAAGAGGACGCUGCGGGCGCGCGUCGACGACGCCAAAGAACGAUGGGACGACGCCCGGAAAGAGACGUUGGCCUCAUACGAGCGCUACGAGGAACUGGCCUCGGCGGCUAUGGCGCAGACGUUAGGGCAGGUGGAGACAAAGGAGCAGCUCGUCAGGCGUUUCGAAAAGGCUAAUUAUGGGAAAAAGCCCAGGACCGUUGCCCGUCUCGCGCAGGUGCCUUCGGCCGUCGACUUCAAACCGUACUACAAGAAGCGGGACUUUGACUUCGGACCGUACUACAGGAUGCCCGACGACUCCGACACCGAAAACACCACGUCUGAAGUCGAGGAAGCGCUGCGAAGGCCGCCGUGCGCCUGUGACCAAAUGGUGGCCGCCACCGAGUUCUUGACCGCCCCACCCGCUGCCACCAAUCAAGAAGCUCUCUCCGCUGAGCCGGCCGCCUCGAAAAUUAGCCUCAACGUCGGAACUAUCUCCACCAUCACCAACAAGUCCGACGAGUCGAACAAGUCGACCUCCUCGAAGAAUACGGACAAAAAAUCACCCAUCAAGUCGACCUCCUCGAAGAAGAAGGACAAGGUGCCCGGCCCCGAGUCGUUGAGUGUCGGCCGCGACAUGGUGGAGAUUGUGGACGCCGGAGUUGAGGGCAGAAGGGAUAUUCAAGGAGAGGCCGGCCGACCGGAUGCUGAGCGCCUCCCCGAAAAAUCCACCCAGGCCGAAGUUCCGCCCCCGCCACCAGCUGCCUCCAAUGAAGAUGCCCUCACGGCUGAGCCGGCCGCCGCGAAAGGUUGCCUCAACGUCGGCACUAUCCCCACCAUCCUCAACAAAACCGGCAAGUCCAGCAAGUCGCCCGUCACGAAGAAGAAGGACAACAAAUCGCCCACCAAGUCGACCUGCUCGAAGAAGAUGGACAAGGAAUCCCCCGACAUCACCAACAAGUCCAACAAGUCGACCUCCUCGAAGAAGACGAAGAAGAACUCCCCCGACAAGGCGAACAAGUCGGUCUCGACGACGAAGAUUGGGGAGAAGAUGUGCAGCAAGUCGUCCAAGUCAUCCAAAUCUACUCAGAACGGAAUCAUCUGCUGCAUGACGUGCUGCAGCAAGAAGAAGAAGAACAAGUCGUCCAAGUCGAGUAACACCGGAAGUGAGAACCCGAAGGUGUCGAAGAAGCCGAAGCUCCCACCCGUCUACCCGAACGAGGCACACGACAACAUGUUCCAACAGACAAAGCAAUUCCCCGAGGAAGACGACAAUGGUGGCAGCGAUCCGAUGAUGCGCGCA
This is a messenger RNA of Mesorhabditis spiculigera, 1617 nucleotides long. The record is from the annotation of a GenBank genome assembly. NCBI's taxonomy places the organism in Eukaryota, Metazoa, Nematoda, Chromadorea, Rhabditida, Rhabditidae.